AGCCUGUAAGCGGCUAUAAAAUGGCGGUUUGUCGUCUCUUAGGUCCUUCUUCCUCACUAAGUGAAUACCCCUUGCCAUCAUGGGUUUCGGUGACCUGAAAGCACCAUCUGGACUCAAAGUGCUGAAUGAUUUCCUAGCGGAUCGCAGCUACAUAGAAGGGCAUGUGCCUUCCCAGGCAGAUGUUGCUGUUUUUGAGGCAAUCUCAGCCCCACCCCCAUCGGACCUUUGCCAUGCCCUACGUUGGUUCAACCAUAUCAAGUCCUAUCAGAGCCAGAAGAAUAGUCUUCCAGGUGUGAAGAAACCUUUGGGUCAAUAUGGCCCAGCGGGUGUAGGUGACUCCACUGCAGCAGUCGCUCAAAAGGCAGCUGAUGACGAUGACGACGAUGAUGUUGAUCUGUUUGGCUCUGACGAUGAGGAGGAUGCAGAGGCCGCAAGGCUGAAGGAGGAGCGUGUCGCAGCGUAUGCCGCCAAGAAAUCAACCAAACCUGCCCUCAUUGCCAAAUCCUCGAUUCUUUUGGAUGUCAAACCAUGGGAUGACGAGACUGACAUGGCCAAGUUGGAGGAGUGCGUCCGCAGCAUUCAGAUGGAUGGACUCGUGUGGGGACAAUCAAAACUAUUACCAGUGGGAUAUGGCAUCAGAAAGUUGCAGAUCAACUGUGUGGUCGAGGACGAUAAGGUGGGCACUGACAUUCUGGAGGAGCAAAUCACAGCAUUUGAGGAUUUUGUCCAGUCGAUGGACGUUGCUGCUUUUAACAAAAUCUGAAAAAAAAAAAAAAAUAAAGCACUUGAAUAUA
Molecule: messenger RNA, 794 nt
Organism: Syngnathus acus (greater pipefish)
Lineage: Eukaryota; Metazoa; Chordata; Actinopteri; Syngnathiformes; Syngnathidae
Gene: eef1b2
Product: eukaryotic translation elongation factor 1 beta 2
Exons: 7
Coding region: 80-763 (227 amino acids)
Biological process (GO): translational elongation
Cellular component (GO): cytosol; eukaryotic translation elongation factor 1 complex
Molecular function (GO): translation elongation factor activity; guanyl-nucleotide exchange factor activity
Source: RefSeq, a predicted model, not a curated record